GGGCCGGAGCCGGAGCCGCUGCCGGCGGGGGUCAGUCGCGGCGCUGAGGCGGAGGGGUGCGGUGGGUCGUCUCAGGGACGCAGUGCGACGCUCCGUGAGACCAGAGAGGGAGAUGACAGCGCGACGCGGUGCCCACCUGCCGACCGGAAGUACGGCGAAGUUGGCUCCACUGUCGCUGCUGCUGCUGAUGGCGUGUCUGCCAGGCUGCUGUCGGCAGCUGGGAGACAACAGCACCGACCGGCCCGUCAGCGGCUGCGUGCCGCGGGAAAUCCCCGCCAGUGCGGCGUCUGCUUGGGUCGGCGCCCCGCCGCCCGAUGACGCAUCCGGGACGGUGACGGCCGGCGGGCAGCAGCAGCAGCGGCGGCGGCGAGGGCUGCUCGUCAGCGACACAGAGUGCAGUCUCGAGAACCUGUGCGACCCCAGCGCCCGCCCGCGCGUCUGCUACUACAACGCCGACAUCUGCGACGGCGAGCAGGACUGCAGCUCGGGCCGGGACGAGCUCUUCUGCGACGAGUGCCUGUGCCCGUACGAACGUGUGGACGGCGUCACAGCGUCUGUGCCUGACAGCGCGGUGCGCUACUGGAUCGGUGUCAACCUCAAGGGGUGCGCGCGCGCCUGCAAUGACAUCGAGUCGGGCUGUGUGGGAUUCAGCUUCAACGCGCUGAACGAAGGCGAACAUCGGUGUCGGAUCUUCUUUCAGCCAGGCUCGUUCGUGGCCAGCAACAUCGGCGGGAGCUUGUACAUUCGCAACGAGCCGUCGACGCCGCGGCUGGGGCGCGGCGGCGCGGACGCGCUGCAGAUGGCGCCGCCGGCGGUGGACUGUUCCCGGUCCGAUGUGCGCCCGUGUCCGUCCGGUAACGGCCAGUGCGUGCCGUACAGCCAGCUGUGCGACGGCGUCCAGCAGUGCUCCGGCAACAGCGAGGAGUUCGGCUGCCCCCUCUACCUGAAAAUAUACUCUCGACUGGAUGGCAAGACGAUCGGAUCGUACUCGAGCCCGCUACCGGCCGUCAGUCGAGACACCUGCGCGGCCUACUGUCUGUACCACUCCACCGAACACCCAAAAUGUCUGUUCUUCGCGUACCGCAGCUCAAAUCGACAAUGUCUGAUCGGCUGCAGCUCGUGCGGCGACUCCCCUCAAGUCAUCGACGAGACUGGAUCAGAGUUCUACUCGGUGCACGUUGCAGGGACGGCAGCGCUGGCUGCCGCCAUUGUGGACUUUGGCGCUUCGCCGAGUAACAGGGACGCUGCUAACUUUGAGAGCCUGCGUCCGACAGUUCACCAACUGACCGAGUCUCUGAAGACACUGGGCAUCUCCAUCCCCGACCUUCGGUCUUCCGACGCCGUCUCAACCCUGCUGAAUCCGACUCGCACGGCGGUGCCAUCGGCAUCCACUAUCGGCCCGGGAAGCGUGCCUCGACCUCCCCCCAGGAGGAAGCCUCCCGGUAAUCAGCCCAACAGUGGUCAGGCUCAGGACCAAUUUUUCGGCAGGCCGCCGACGCUCGCAACACCAAACAACUCCCCCGCCGCGCCUUCCAGCUCCUUCAGCGGAUCGGUGACACCGGCUGCCGCUCCGACUGCGACCCCUCAGCUGCCGGCUCAGAGCUCGCAGCUGUUCGCCGACUGCGGCCGACGGCCUCUGGACCCUCUGUCGGCCAGAACCCAGCUGCGUGUCAUCCCGGCCGGCCGCACCUCCAACCGCGUGGUGGGCGGCGAGCCAGCCACCUACGGCACGUACCCGUGGCAGGCGCAGAUCGAGCUGUACAGCGACGCCGGCCACUUCGAGCACCACUGCGGCGGCGCUCUGAUCAGCGAGCGGCUCGUGCUGACGGCGGCGCACUGUCUGGAACCGGCGCGAACGCGACUGCAGGUGAAACUCGGUCAGCACGACCGGCGCGACGCCAGCGAGCAAUUCGAGCAGACGUUUGCCGUGGAGAACAUGCUCAGCCACCCGGGCUACCGGUCAGACUCGGCGAGCGGCGCCUCCGACGACAUCGGCGUCAUGAAGCUGCGGCUCCGUUUCGGCCGGCCGGUGGUGUUCAGCUCGCACGUGCAGCCGCUGUGUCUGCCGAGCGGGCCGCCGACAGUCGGUCAGGAGUGCCACGUCUCCGGCUGGGGCAAGACGGACGCGGGGCUGCCCGACUCGCCGCGCUCGGCGGCCGACGUGCUGCACGGCGUGGUGGUGCCCGUCAUCUCGGACACGCUGUGUGCGGCGCGCGAGCUGUACGGCGCGCGGUUCGCGGCCGGCCGGAUGCUGUGCGCCGGUCACCUGGCCGGCGGCGCCGACUCGUGCCAGGGCGACUCGGGCGGGCCGCUGGUGUGUCCCGGCGGCGACGGACGCUGGCAGCUGGCCGGCAUCGUGUCGUUCGGCGAGGGCUGCGGCGCGGCGCUGAAGCCCGGCGUGUACACCCGGGUGGACCACUACGUGCCCUGGAUACGCGCGGUGGCGCAAUCACUGGGCAAGUGAACGGAGAGACAGGCGGUAGUGCGCAGCUGAUUCUGUUACGCCUUGGCGUACUCCGCUUUCGCCCAUAGAAUGGUUCGAGAUGAUAUGCCCGAUGAGGAAAGGUAUACGAUUGUUAAGUGGUUCGAAAUAGCAUAUUGGCCUGUAACGAGAUCUCCUUUGUCAAUACAUACCCGAUCAUCCUGUUGUUCAAA
This is a messenger RNA of Amphibalanus amphitrite, 2655 nucleotides long. RefSeq lists its product as uncharacterized. The transcript has 2 exons. Gene Ontology annotation, biological process: proteolysis. Gene Ontology annotation, molecular function: serine-type endopeptidase activity; protein binding. The coding region runs from base 113 to 2464 and encodes 783 amino acids. NCBI's taxonomy places the organism in Eukaryota, Metazoa, Arthropoda, Thecostraca, Balanomorpha, Balanidae. The record is from RefSeq and is a predicted model, not a curated record.